UUGACCUUGAGCCUUACACUGCGUUGGAAAGGAGUGGACCCAUCCUUCAUGGGUGUGGCACACAGCUGUCGUGACGCCUGUGAUGCCAAAGACGCCCCGCCACAGAUCGUUGUGGCAGAGCAGAUCAUUACGGAUCUUGAGCCACAGCAGCCACAGCAUGAGAAAGCGAUUGAACUGCCAGAAGCAGACCAGGUGAUCCGGGUGACACAAGAGGGUUGCGCUCAUGGCACUGACAGCAAGAUUCGAAGGAGUUUUCUUCUGGAAAGGAAACUCUACACAGACACGGAGAUCAUGAGAGGCAUUCCAUUGAAAAACACACUUCGGAACUUUGGGCGUAUAUGGCGUCGGUCUCCUUUAGACAUGACUAAGAACGAGAAGUUGCACCUAUGGGAUGCUGCAUUUGCCGUCAAAGAAUUCGACGUCUUUCUUUCACAUACGUGGCAUACCAAAGGCAUUUGGAAAUUUCUCUCGUUGUCCUUGCAGAUCACUUGGAUCCAUAUUUUGCUUUGGGGCCUUGGGGCAGCUAUUUUCUGCGAAUUUCUCUUCUUCGUAGACGUGCUGCCCCCGCUUGGUAACCCUCGGGACGUCAGUUUUCGAGGAUACGAGGGCAUGGCACCUUUGAGUUUGUGGGCUGUGGUCGGAGAGUGCACUUGCGUGAUUCCUUUCUUGUUGGCUCCAUGGAUGCCGCUUGCGAACCAACGCUUCGCAUUCCUUGAUGUGGCGAGCAUCCAUCAAGUCGAUGAAGAUAUGAAGGAACGCGGCAUUUAUGGCCUCGGUUGUUUUCUUAAAGCUUCCAAGGAGCUGCGAAUCCUGUGGAGCCCACCGUAUCUCACCAGGCUUUGGUGCAUCUUUGAACUUGCUGCAUAUCGAAUUUCAAAUCCAGCAGGCAAAAUCGUGCUAAAGCCAUUGUUCUUGGAAGCUUCUGUUUUAGCAUGCUGGCUUGGAACGCAUGCGGCGAUUAUCUUGUGGCUUGUGAUGUCCGUGCAUUUAGCUUCGGGCAACUCCGUACUUUUUCUAUCAUUCGUCCCUUUCAUAGCGGUGUUUCAUUCACUUCGGAAGAAUUUCCUGAUGAAACGACAGCUAUUGAAUGAUAUUCGAAUUUUGAUUUGGAUGCAGUGGAAUGCCGCACCAACUUUGACAAGGACUGGACAUUCUCCAAACAAUUUUUAUUUUCGCAGUGAUGGCAGUUACUGCAUUCUGCGGACUACAGCUUGGUAACAGGGCAUAUCGGAAUAGCCUACUCACUGCUUCUAUUUGGGCAGCUGUCUCGAUCCUCUUCUUAUGGCUCAUGAACGGUGGCUUCUGUAUGUGCUGCAGAAAGAGUUUCCGUAAAUGAUGCUCAAACUUGGCAUCGAGCACUCAAUCAUCUGUCAAGAUAGAUGCCACAGGAUUCAAAUAGAUGAAGCGUAUUUGUUUCACCUCAUGGCGCAUUCCAUUGGGUAUACGGUAUAGCACUUUUCCUCC
This is a messenger RNA of Cladocopium goreaui, 1464 nucleotides long. Lineage: Eukaryota; Dinophyceae; Suessiales; Symbiodiniaceae. The record is from the annotation of a GenBank genome assembly.